Molecule: messenger RNA, 1065 nt
Organism: Danaus chrysippus (African queen)
Lineage: Eukaryota; Metazoa; Arthropoda; Insecta; Lepidoptera; Nymphalidae
Source: the annotation of a GenBank genome assembly
AUGGGAGGCUGGACAAAUAAUGAAAUUGUUAAGUGGUUUGGUGAUUACGCACGAGUUAUAUUUAAACUUUUUGGUGAUAGAGUUAAAUAUUUCAUCACUAUUAAUGAACCUCAUCAAGUUUGCGAGCUUGGUUAUGGAGAAGAUAUAUUGGCGCCAGUCUUGAAUAUACAUGGUAUCGCUGACUACUUAUGCACAAGAAAUAUACUAUUGGGUCACGCUAAAGCCUAUCAUAUUUAUAAUGAAGAAUUUAGAGUGAAACAACAAGGAAAAAUAUUCAUUACCAUUAACGCCGAAUGGUUUGAACCGAAAACAAAAGAUGACGAGAAAGCAGCUCGGGAUGCUAGGCAAUUUACUUGGGGGGUUUACGCUCAUCCAAUAUUUUCAAAAACUGGAAAUUUUCCUCCAGAAAUGAUAAAGAGGAUAGCGGAUAAAAGUGCUGCACAAGGUUUUCUUAGAUCCAGAUUACCCGAACUAUCAAGCACGGAAGUUAAAUUUGUCCAAGGAACCUCCGACUUCUUUGGACUUAAUCAUUAUUCAACUCAUAUUGUUUAUAGAGAUGAGAGUUUAUCUAAAACUAAUCCUGUACCAUCAUUCGGUGACGAUCUUGAUAUAAUAGCAUAUCAGUUACCUGAAUGGAAAAUUGGAAGAUCAAAUUUUACCAAGUACGUUCCUUGGGGUUUUCGGGCGUUAUUUAACAGUAUCAGCCAUCAAUAUGGUAAUCCUCCCAUACUGGUUACUGAGAAUGGAUUUGCAACUCAUGGAGGUAUUAACGACGAGGACCGAGUGACAUACUACAGAGGCUACUUGAACGCUCUUUUAGAUGCUAUCGGCGAUGGUGUUGAUAUAAGAGGGUAUACUGCCUGGAGUCUCAUGGACAAUUUUGAAUGGACGAAAGGAUACACGGAACGCUUCGGUCUGUAUGAAGUUGACUUCAACGACCCAAACCGUACUCGCACGCCUCGCAAGUCUGCUUAUGUACUGAAGGAGAUUAUAAGGACACGAUCUAUUGAUCCCAACUAUGAACCUGACAUGAACCAACCUCUCACCAUUGACAGUGGAUACUAA